Messenger RNA from Effrenium voratum, 1536 nucleotides. NCBI's taxonomy places the organism in Eukaryota, Dinophyceae, Suessiales, Symbiodiniaceae. The record is from the annotation of a GenBank genome assembly.
AUGAAGGCCAUUCGCCUGGUGGUGCGCUCCUCGAAGGCCACGCGCCUCAACCGCUUCACCCGGAUGGUGCGGGUCUCCGCGAUGCUGCCUCGCAUGUUCAACGCGGCGAAGGGAAAGCCGGACGAAGGCAGCAAGGAUGUAGAGAACCUGUUGGAGAGGAAACUCCACCGGUUGUUCAUGUACUUAGACAAGGACAACGACGGCAUGGUCUCUGCUGAGAUGGUGGAUGUCAUCGUCCGGCGCAUCAUCAAGAAGCGAAGGAGAAGGCGGAGCCUUACGCGGCUCUUCACCAGCAAGCUGGGCGGACCCCAGAACUCGCCAGGGCAGAACUCCGAGGAGAACUCGGACGAGGCGGAGCCCCCCUGCACCGUGGCACAUUUUCGGCCGCGCAGCCGCAGCGUGACUAUCCGCAGCGAAAGGACGAACCAGGAGGAUGGCACGCAGAGCGCCCCCUUCGGGGGGAUCUCCACCUCCUUGAGCCAGCAGAAAAGCAGCCAGGCGCUGCAGGAGCUGACCAGACGGCGGAGCCGGAGCGUCACCAUCCGAACGGAAGACUGCCACGACGGCACGAACAGCUCCGCGGCUGCCCACCCCGACAUGGACGGGUCGACCAGCUCCGCGGUGAUGUUGCCGCAACGCCUGCAGAGGAUGCAGACCUACCACACCGUGACCAGCGGUCAGAGCAGCCAGGCCUUGCAGGUCCAUCCCAGCUUCCACACGGACGGAGCGCAGAGCGAUCAGUUGGGCACGCUCUCGAUGACGAGGGCCGCGAGCGACCCAGGCGACGAAGCCGAGGCGGCGCGCAAGCGCCGCGCGUGGUCCAAGAAGAGCUCGCUGAGCUCGGCGUCGCUGCGGCGCAGCGCCUCGGCGGCCUCCAUGGAGUCCGACGACGAGGAGACGCUGCAGUUCAGCGCCUUCCGGGAGCGAGUACUGGAGGAUGAGCUGGUGAAGAGCAAGCUGGUGUACGCAUGCCAGAGCCAGCUGGGCAAGGGCGCCAGCAUGAAGAACAUCGGCAGGAGCCAUGUGGAGGACGUGGGCGUCAAGGUCGCUCUACUGGUGAUUCUUCUGCUCUUCGUCCUCAGCUUUGUGGCGCCCACCACCAAGGACCGCUCCAUGCCCAUGGUGUUGGAGCAGCUGGACCUUGAGGCCUCGUACCGCUUCAGCGACUGGAACGCCUCCACGCUGCCGCAGGAUCUUCUGGAGGCGUCGGUGCUAUGGAAGGAGGGGAUGAGGCAGUCGAUGCCGGAGCCCACGCUGCUCUACCUGGACCUCAACGCCCGGGUGCUGUGCAGCGAGAUGGGCGGCGUCGAUGCGCUGAAAUGCUCCCAGCUGGCCGUCGACUCCUUGGCACCGUGGCCCUCGCGCACCACCCUCGACCAGAUCGACGCGGCCAUCAAGGCCUCGCCCUACAGGACAGAUGACAUCGAAAUGAUUCGGCAGCCUGUGCUGGACCACGUGGACACGUCGCUGGACUUGGACGCCGCAGUGCGCUCCAUAGCCCUGGUGAGCGUGCGCGAGUUGAACGAGCAGGAUUAG